Molecule: messenger RNA, 1716 nt
Organism: Neocloeon triangulifer
Lineage: Eukaryota; Metazoa; Arthropoda; Insecta; Ephemeroptera; Baetidae
Exons: 8
Coding region: 206-1702 (498 amino acids)
Source: RefSeq, a predicted model, not a curated record
UCUGAAUUCUGAAGUUUCUGUACUUGCCCGAGAGAGGAGAUUUCGGGGGUGUAGCGCAAAGUAAACGCGCGCAAGAUAUCCAAUCGGCUCUUGUCAGUCCUGUCGUCUCUUAUGUCUUGUUUAAUAAUGUCUAAAUUCGUCGGCUCUUGUUGCUUGGACUCUUGGUCUGGCGAAGUGGCGAGGCUCCGGAGUCUGCACGCUGCACAUGACGCAUGAUCGCUCGCUAAGCUGGAGGGUUCAUUUGUUCAUUGCAAGAAUUUUGUGCGUAGAAGGAUUUUGUCAUCCAAAUCGAGCACUAGCACUCAAGUUAAAUAUAAUGGACUAUGUUGGAACCGAUUUUGCACCAAAGCUUUCCCAAACAUUUGAACGUAGCAACAGAAGUCGAUUGUCCAUAAGAAGAAAACUUGGAUUGCGCAGAGGGACUGAACAAUCGCAUGUACAGCAGGAGGAAACUCCAUCCGAGCCUCAAUUUAAGUGCCUAGUCAUAAAAUCCAGCAGCCUGUUGUCAAGGCAUGAUAAAAUUGGUACUUACGGCAAAAAGUCCAAUGUUGAUAAAACUCGAAAUGAAAGAGCUCUUUCAGUACCAACUGCUGGCUGGAAAUUGCUGACCGAUGAAAAUGGGAUUUCUUCAUCAUCAAGCAAACGCCCAAAAUUUGCUGCCAAAGUUUCUACCGAAAGCGAGACUGGAGGACGAAAAGACGAAAGCAGUGAAGAAUUCAACACUCCGACCACGAGAAGGAAAAAAACCAUCAGAAAUGAAAAGAAAAGUUAUCUUCCGAAAUCCAGUGAACUUGAGGCCAAAGGCUUCUGCAGAGUUUGCCAGCUGCCUUUCAUUUGCAUCAAAGAUUCUGAAGUGUCGGAGCAUGUCAGGACAUGUGAAGUUUCCGAGGAUUCAUUUGAAACAGAAUGUUAUGAUGGCCUAAAUUGCAAGUGUCGAGUAAGGGCUCACUACUCAGAAUUUAAACACACCUGGCUGGCAAAAUUUCGAAACAAUUGUGAACAAUCGACAAGUUCAUCCAGCAAGCGGAGGAAGCCCGUACAGAUUGAAAUUGAUGGCAGCCUAGAGACUCCUGCUUGUGCACCACAAGGCAUGCCAUUUGAAUUAGCAGCAGUGUCCACUUAUUCCACAAAGGUGUCAGAAAACCCAUUUCUGGAUUCCGAUUUUGAACACUCCCCAUAUUUGCCUCCUGAUUUUGGUGCAAUCAACAAGGACGAUUUUGUGGAAACUGCUGCUGAACUUCUGGAAGAGGGGCAACCAAGUUCAGGCAGUUCCUGUGCCUCUGACAAAGAUAAACUCUCCGUGAAAAUUAAAUGGAAAGGGCAAUGUUUUGAUUUCAGUUUGGAGGAUUGUGACAAUUUCCCAGCAGGUUUGGCCCUGAAAGUUUGUGGAGGUUGCAAAUCCAUGGCUUUGGAAAUUCGGUGCAAAGAAGUAGUGGGUCAGUACUAUCGAGAUAAACAAGGAGAAGCUGCAGAGAAGGAUGAGAAGCCAGCUUCAUUUCCCAUUAAGAGCAGUAAUACAUCUUCAGCUCCAGACUGCAGCUCGUAUUUUUCUGCGAGCUCAUCAAUUGGUUCUGAUAGUCGAUGGUCAUUGUGGAAACCCAUCAAUGCAUUUCGGCAAGCUUUCUCGAGUUUGUGGGUGAAAAGAGAUAAAUUCCUUUCUGGCCCAAACAAUGCUUUUAUCCUAUUCUGUGAGUCGCAGUAAGUUUUAUGUGUCGC